AUGCCUUCCUCAAGCCCAACGGCCCCAACGGCACCAUACUUCCUAAAAGAGGGGGAUAUCAUGAAGGCAAAGCCAAAACAUUUCAUCCCAAGACCAGAGAGCGUGGGGAGCGUCGGUCAACACCCGGUGAUCGUGCUCACGAGGCCCGACUCUCAGGGAUUCGUUUUGGUCGCACCCAUGUCCCAUAAUCACCCGGAGGGAACUCCAACUAGAAGCGCGUCGAGAUACGGUCUCCCCGUGGAUCCAAUAAAAGGCGAAAGCCGAGUGAACGUUGGCCAGCCCAAAGUCGUUCACCAAGAUAAUCUUAGAGCAAAUAAACCCUACACUACUAUGGCCUAUAAUCAUUUCGCAGCUUUAAAAGCCGAAAUUUCAUAUGGGCUACUAAAGCCUGAACCUGUCUACUCUCUCGAUCGAUCGCAUAUGAAGGCACUGGUUGCCUUUCGGAACAAGCAAGUCUUGGAUAUUAUCCCCCUCACGAUUUGGAACGGAUACUCUACAAAUCUUAUAAUUCUACAGAGCACCACCGCGGACGCGACCUGGCAAAAGUCCAGUACUAAUUCUUCGGAAUCUCGAGAUUCCAU
Molecule: messenger RNA, 581 nt
Organism: Psilocybe cubensis
Lineage: Eukaryota; Fungi; Basidiomycota; Agaricomycetes; Agaricales; Agrocybaceae
Exons: 3
Source: RefSeq, a predicted model, not a curated record